ACACACCCUCUAGCCAUUCACAUGAACCACCAACACCACUUUCAGGUUCAAAUCCUCGACUUACGGGUAUAUUCGAAAUAAACCCGGAACCGAUGGUCUUUUGUGCCAUGAGCAUUAGUUUAUAAUGAUUCAACCACACAUGACAUUACUUAGACUAAAAUGUGUAACCAAACAAUCACAAAUACUCAAAGGGGAAAAAUCCCUACUUUCUGGAUUGAAUUCUUAUGUGGGGUGGUUUGAAUUUGUUGGCUUCUGAAUCCAUUAUAGCUUGACUGUUGUUAAUGUUACAUUUUGCUAUGCUGUUUGGAACAAGACAUGUUCCACUUCCAACCAAUGCUAUCACUUUCACACUCUCACGUCAACAACACACUCUUCCCAUUCUCAACUCCUUGUUCCAUCACCUUCACUCCUCACCCAAUCUUCACGAAGCCAGAAGAUUGCACGCUCUUCUUCUAGUCCUCGGUUUCUUCCACCCCACUUCACCACCUCACAGUUCCCUCUCUUCACAGCUUGUCAAUGUCUAUGUCAACCUGGGUAGCCUCCGUUACGCGUUUCUCGCCUUCAAUCAACUGCCCCACAAGCCCAACCUCGCUUGGAAUGCCAUUCUCCGAGCUCUCGUUGGUGCUGGACACUUCAGUCACGCCAUUCAGUUCUACCACUCCAUGCUCCGCAAUGGGGUUACCCCUGAUAACUACACAUACCCACUUGUCCUCAAGGCUUGCUCUUCCUUGCACGCCCUUGAAAUUGGAAGGUGGGUUCAUCAUGCCAUCGUGUGCCGUGAGAUAAAGCCCAAUCUUUUUGUUCAGUGUGCUGUGAUUGACAUGUUUGCGAAGUGUGGCAGCUUGGAAGAUGCGCGUAGGGUGUUUGAGGAAAUGCCUGUGAGAGAUUUGGCUUCAUGGACUGCGAUGAUAUGUGGGACAGUGUGGGGUGGUGAAUGGCUUGAAGCGCUUUCGCUUUUCAGAAAGAUGAGAUUAGAAGGCUUGAAGCCGGAUUCGGUGAUUGUGGCAUCUGUGUUACCCGCGUGUGGCAGGUGGGAGGAUGCGAAGUUGGGUAUGGCGUUGCAAGGUUGUUCUGUGAGGAGUGGCUUUGAUGGUGAUUUGUAUGUCUCCAAUGCUAUCAUAGACAUGUACUGCAAAUGUGGCGAUCCAAUUGAGGCUCGUCGUGUGUUCAUUCAUAUGGGUUGUAAGGAUACAGUUUCUUGGAGUACCUUGAUUGCUGGUUACUCACAAAAUUGCUUAUACCGCGAUAGUUGUGAAUUGUAUGUUAGAAUGGUAAAUGCGGGUUUAACAACAAAUGAGAUUGUUGCCACGAGUGUUCUUCCUGCUCUGGGAAAACUCAAGUUGUUGAAACAGGGGAAGGAGAUGCACAGCUUUGUCCUUAAAGAAGGACUUGUAUCGGAUGUAGUUGUAGGAAGCGCAUUGAUUGAUAUGUAUGCAAAUUGUGGGUUAAUCAGGGAAGCAGAGUCAAUAUUUGAGUACAUGUUAGAUAAGGAUAUUAUGGUAUGGAAUUCACUAAUUGCAGGGUAUAAUUCAAUUGGUGAUUUUCAGUCAGCAUUUCUUACCUUUAGAAGAAUAUGGGUCGAUGAACAUAGGCCAAAUUCCAUAACUUUAGUAAGUGUUCUUCCUAUAUGCACCCAGUUGGGGGCUAUUAGACAGGGAAAGGAAAUCCAUGGUUAUGCCACCAAAAGUGGUCUAGGAUCAAAUGCUUCUGUUGGAAACUCUCUGAUAGACAUGUACAGCAAAUGCGGGUAUCUAGAACUUGGAGUGAAGGUCUUCAACCAGAUGAAAGUAAAGAGUGUCAUAACAUAUAACACUAUGAUCUCUGCUUGUGGAGCUCAUGGACUAGGAGAAAAGGGUUUGGAAUUCUAUGUGCAAAUGAAGGUGGCAGGAAUUAAACCAAAUAAAGUCACUUUUAUUUCACUGUUAUCUGCAUGUAGUCAUGCAGGUCUAGUUGACAGUGGUUGGAUGUUGUACAAUUCUAUGAUCAAUGAUCAUGGUAUAAAGCCAGAUAUGGAGCACUACUCAUGUAUGGUGGAUCUCAUUGGUCGAGGAGGAGAUCUUGAUGGUGCAUACAAAUUCAUCACGAGUAUGCCUGUGAUACCAGAUGCCAAUGUAUUUGGAAGCUUACUAGGCGCUUGUCGACUUCACAACAAAGUGGAACUUGCUGAGCUUCUCACAGAGCAUAUUUCUCAAUUAAAUGAUGAAGAUGCAGGCCACUAUGUUCUUCUAUCAAAUUUAUAUGCCUCUGGGAAACGAUGGGAAGACAUGUCAAAGGUGAGAAGCAUGAUGAAGGAUAAAGGGUUGGAGAAAAAACCAGGAAGUAGUUGGAUUCAGGUAGGAGACCAGAUUUAUGCUUUCCAUGCUAUGAGUACCUUUCAUCCUGCAUUUGCAAAGAUUGAAGAGACUCUGGAUAGCUUAUUGUUGGUGAUGAAAAGUGAAAGAUUGUAUGCUGACAAAUGUGAGGUUUUGUUCCCAUGUCAGUGAUCAACUUUCAACGUGAAAUGAAAUCAUUGAUUAGGGACAUUAGAUGUUUUUUUAUAUUAUGUGAUUGAAUAUUCAUUGAUUCAGGUUGAAAUUGUCAAAAAACAAAAGAAGAUUUUAUCAGACAACAAAUCCUCAUAGCACUAAACUGGGGUCCGCUCGCUUAAUGAUGCGCCAAUUGCAAAUCCAAAUAUAUAACCUAACCGCACGCUCAGUCGCUCAUGUUUAAUACAUUAUAUUUGUUCAGCAAAAAUUUGAAUAAAAUGAAUUAAAAAGGGAGCAUCUCACGUUCAACAAAAGUUUUUUAAUCAGGAAAUUACUUUAGAUUGAGUUAAAUACUUUGACAUGGUAAGUUUUUCCCGAAAUAUAAUUUACCUAAAUUUAACGUGCAUCAAAUAAGUAAGAUUUUGUCACCCUAACUCCGUGCAUGUUUGAGUACUGGACGCAUCCAGUUGUAGCUUCCUCCGGUAUGCGUGUCCCCACUGCUAAAGAAAAUAAAUCCUUCAACAUAAAUCUAUGAUGAGUUCAACGAAUAUACAAACACACACACUAAGCAUUUGAAUGGAACUAUAAUAAGAAACUGGUGUGUUCCAAAUAUUCUGCUAAGUGUGUCAGCUGAAACUAUGUUAAAGCACAACAUGUAUGAAUUUGUUUUUAAGUUUCAGUUAAAAAUAAUGUUGGGUGUUUAAACUUUGAUGGAUAUAAGUGAUCUAUCUACAUUUAACAGUAAAUGAAGAGAGAAUUCUGUAUUAUUCCAUUAACAAUAACUUAUACCAAGUGGCAAGUUUUAUAACCAAGAAAAAUAACUUCACUUCAAGUGUGAGCUCACAAGAUAUAUUUUUAGUUAUACUUCAAAAGUUAUUUUACGCCAAGUGAGUGAUCACAACAUAUAUUUAUA
Molecule: messenger RNA, 3378 nt
Organism: Lotus japonicus
Lineage: Eukaryota; Viridiplantae; Streptophyta; Magnoliopsida; Fabales; Fabaceae
Product: pentatricopeptide repeat-containing protein At3g16610-like
Exons: 1
Coding region: 282-2483 (733 amino acids)
Biological process (GO): RNA modification
Molecular function (GO): protein binding; RNA binding
Source: RefSeq, a predicted model, not a curated record